Molecule: messenger RNA, 1656 nt
Organism: Aureobasidium namibiae CBS 147.97
Lineage: Eukaryota; Fungi; Ascomycota; Dothideomycetes; Dothideales; Saccotheciaceae
Exons: 1
Coding region: 1-1656 (551 amino acids)
Molecular function (GO): mRNA binding
Source: RefSeq, a predicted model, not a curated record
AUGGAAAAACGCAACAAUCACAGAAACUCGGAGCCAUCAGAAUCCCAGGCCAGAUGGAUCAUCCGAAUCCGACGUCUGCCUCGCAACUUCAACGAAGAUGCGCUCAGAAGCUUGCUCCUCUUCGCGACUGACCUCGAAGAAACAAAGUUCGUACAAGCAUCCGAUCUUACCAGCUUGGAUGAGUCUGGCUUCAACACUGCUCUAGCCAUCUUCAACUCCGAAGCCGGUGCCAAUGAAGCAAAGAGACACUUGCAUGGGAAAUCCUUGGACAAGGGAAUGACAAGCAUGAUUGUCGAAUCCGUACCCAACUCUCAGUCUGCAUACAACGGCUCGAGACGCAACACUGUUGACGGAACGGCAUUGCGACAGCAGAACAACACCUCUGGUGCCUCCAACGGCACCAAUUUCUCCGAAAACCCCUUGAGCCGUCAAUCUUCUCGCUUCACCAGCAGCUUCCAACAGAGCACCGGUCCACAGACUCAACAAGCCAUGAACUCGCAGAAGAUUAAUUCUCCUAUGCAAUCGCCCAUGGCUACCAAUGCCCAUGCUUACGAUUUUCCCGCUCCUGACAGCAGCAACCGUCUUCAAGGCCUCUUCUCUCCUCAGUCUCCGGUCGCCAACGCUUACUCUGAUCUGACGCGCAUCUCCGGGAAGUCGCUCAUCAACGACGGAAACGAUGAUGACGAGACUGGCGAGCUCCUCAAAGACCCUGUUGGCUAUGCCCAGAACGGCCGCAAGCCAUCGACUUACAGCAGUUUUGCUCCUCAGUUCGGUAACCUCUCUCUCGACACCAACACAAGUCCUACGAAUGGAAAUGGCUCUUACUCUCAAUAUGUGGCAUCUCCUUCGAGUUCCAAUUACGUUUCGCCACAAACAGUGCGCUCGCCCCCUUUGCAGACUCCCUCUAGAGGUUCGACCGUAGGACCAAAUGGAAACUAUGCGAGCAGGAAUUUGAACUUGAAGCAUGACUAUCCUCCUGCUAACCCUGCUGACCAAAAUCCUCCUUGCAACACUCUGUACGUUGGAAAUCUACCCGUCAACACCAGCGAGGACGAGUUGAAGUCUCUGUUCUCCAAAAGCAGAGGGUUCAAGCGCCUGUGCUUCCGUACAAAGCAAAACGGUCCCAUGUGUUUCGUCGAGUACGAGGACAUUACUUAUGCCUCGCAUGCACUUCACGAGCUGUAUGGCGUGCAGCUGCACAACAGCUACAAGGGAGGUAUUCGUGUCAGCUUCUCGAAAAACCCUUUGGGUGUCAGAAGCGACACCAGAAACCACCCCGCGAUGAGCCCUCAUGCCGGCCAAUCUGGAUAUGGCAACGGUAUGGGCGCUCCUCCUGGCUUCAGUACUGCAGCAGGACCUCCUCCUGGACUCAUGCCCCCGGGCGUCCAUGGUCAGCAAACUCAUGCACCCCAACCGAUGCAAAACAAUGCCGGUCGAGGAUAUCCCCCUCAGUACAGGGGUAUAAGCCCUCAGAGCCAUCUUCAACAGGGCACAAACGGCUACCAUCAGUCUCCUCGUAAUCUCUCUUCUGGCCAGUACGCAUACCAACAACAAGGUUUUAGCAGUAUGAAUGGCUUCAUUGCUAAUUCCGUCGACAAUAACUUCUAUUCCAAUGGCAACAAUCAGAACGGCAUCAACGGACAUAAUGGCAGAUGA